Oppiella nova is the source of this 606-nucleotide messenger RNA. The record is from the annotation of a GenBank genome assembly. Lineage: Eukaryota; Metazoa; Arthropoda; Arachnida; Sarcoptiformes; Oppiidae.
AUGAGAAAUCUGAGCGAAAGUCUGUUUAUGGGACCCAUUGUCUCGUUUGACAAAUACUCGUCAGUCAAAGACUAUAGCGAUAAAUAUGUGACAAGUUUUACAUCAAUCGGCGAUUCAUUGCCAGAAAGCGUUCAUUUGUUAACAUUAGAGAAAUGGUCCGAAAAUGAAGUAUUACUUCGACUGGAAGACCAGUCCGAGACGUCCGACAAACAGGUUUCCCAUGAAAUCAAUUUACAGAAAAUGCUGAAAACGUUGACAAUUGUAGGGUCCGUCGAAACUAAUUUAGUGGCCAAUGAGUUGCUGUCAGAAACUAAACGUUUGGACUGGAAAUCAAAGCUCUAUAAUAAAAGUUUUGACAUAAGAAGUGAUGAGAGGACUGGUAGUCUAGCCGUAACUUUAACACCACAACAGAUCCGCACAUUUAUCCUUACGAUUAAUAACACCUAUCAUAAGGAAGCCAAAUGUACGUACAGUUGGGUUACGGCAACUCAGACCACAAUCCCUGGCGAGGCAUAUGUGGCCGGUUAUGAUGCGGACAAAACACCACUCAAUAUAUGCAGACAUAAAGUCAAUGACGACAUAAUCGCCGGAAAAGCCGACAAACAA